This is a messenger RNA of Cladocopium goreaui, 2317 nucleotides long. NCBI's taxonomy places the organism in Eukaryota, Dinophyceae, Suessiales, Symbiodiniaceae. The record is from the annotation of a GenBank genome assembly.
UCAGACGCAUCACUUCACACUUCCUCGCCGCAGCCAUGGCAGCCAUGGCAGCCAUGGGUCGGAGAAAUCGGUCAUGGACAAAGCUAUGCUUUGCAGGGCUGGCGCUGAGACUGCCUUUGGGUGCUUCAGAGAAAGCUCCUGAGUUCAUGUGCCAAUGCGACUUCCAAGACAACAAUUGGGUGCACGACUUGAGUGCGAUGCUGAUACAUAUCCAGGAUCUACCGAAGACAUUGUCUAAUGCAGAGGAUCCCUCGACGCAGUGGAUACUUCAGCAGAGCUGUGAGGAAGAUGCCACCAUGUAUCCCAACUCGAAGAAGACCUUCGAUAUCCACGAGGUCCUGCAGUUGCAGGAAGCUGAUGCCACAACUGUCCACAACAGUUGUCUUCCAGGGCAUUUGGCAAUGUCCAUGGUGUGCUCGCAGCACUGGAUUGCCAAGAAGUCCCUGAUGGGUGUCGUGAAAUGGAUCUCCAAGAUGAACGAGCUGAUGACGGUAGUGAAUGUGUGUAUGGAUCAGCACAGCCCAGUGCCGUUUCAUUUGGACGACUUCACCAGAUACAUGGAGCGGUUUGCAGGUGGUGUUCCGCCACCGCAACAUCCAGCCUUCGUGCAGAGCCUUGCAUGGCCUACCAAAGCUGUGGCCAAGCAAACGGCAGAAGUCGCGACACCAUUGCUGGAGUGCUUGCCCCUGAAGGAUCCCACGUGCUUUCCACGAAAUACGAAGAAUCCCUUCGAGAGCUGUGCUGAAUGUUGCGACCUCAAGCACGGACCUCUUGGUCAAGAACGAUGCUGGCAGGAUGGUUUUGAUUUCCAACGUUGCUGCAAUGCACCUGCUGCUAGUGCUGGUGGCAGCGACAGUGAUGAAAGCGCAGCACUCAAGAAGAGCUUGGAUGAAGAGCUGAAGAAAAAGGCGGAGCUCGAGAAACUGCUCAACCUGCAGAAGGAGAGUUUGAAGACCUGUGAAGAUGACAAAGAAAGGAAGAUGAAGGAACUGCAGAGUCAGACAGAACUUGUGAAGGGUCUCCAAGAAGCUUCAAAGAGCGGUGCAGCUGAUGGGGCCGAAAUAGCGACACUGAGAGCUGAGAAGGAGGAGCUGCAAAAGGCGGCAGCCGAAGUCCCAGUGCUGAAGAAAAGUCUUGCAGAGGUGGAAGGGAAGUUGAAGACCAGCGAGGCGAAGGUCCAAGAGGCCGAGCAGCUCGGCAAGACCAACGAGGCCAAUCUGGCGGCAGCGAAGGCGUCGGCCGAAAGUGCGGCAAAGACCACGGACGAACUUCAGAAACUUCGAGCUGAGAUGGAGAAGAAGGAGGCAGAGUCCCAGAAGAAGGAUGCUGAGAUGAAGAAGAAAGAUGCUGAGCUGCAAGCGAAGAAUGCUGAGAUCGAAAAGCAGAAAGCGACGAUGAAGAAAAAGGAAGAAGAAUUUGAGAAGAAAGAAUCUGCAAUGGUGAAGUUAGAAGCCACCGUCGCGGCUCGAGAGAAGGAAGCAAGUGCAGCUCAGAAAAAAGAAGCCGACUUGCAGAAACGACUAGAUGAAGCCAAGAAGCAAAAGGAGGCAGAAAUCCAACAGCUCCAAGCACAACUGAAGGAGGCUCAAGGGAAGCAAGGAAAACCUGAAGUUGAGUUACAAAAAACCAAAGAAGAGUUGAAAAAAUCCCAGCAGAAGGCUCAACAAGACGCGCAAGAAGUGCAGAAGCUUCGGGCAGAGCUUGAUCAGCUGAAAGGAGCUAAGAGCAAAGAGCAAAGCGCAGAAAUCGAAAAGAUGAAAGGGGACAUCAUGAAGGCCAAUGAGAAGUCAAAGAAGGAUGUCGCAGAAUUGCAGAGACUGCAGGAUGAUUUGCAGUCACAGAAAAAACAGUUCGAGGCAUCACAGAAGAAGCUCCAAGAUGCCGAAAAGGCGGCUGCGGAACAGCAGAAGAAGUUCACGGAGCUCGAAGUUCAAAGAAAAGAGCUUGAUGCUGAGCUCCGCAGAGUGAGUGAGGAAGCUAAAGCGAAGCAAUUGCAGAAGGAGGUGUGCCAGGCGAUGGCAGCGACACCCAAAGAUCUGCAGAAGGAACUGAAGGAUUUGCUGGGCGUGGGACCUUCAUGAGGUGGGGGCCAUGGCAAGUACGAAAGGAGAGAGAAUGGAGAGAGAAAGCCGGAGGAAGCACUUGAACACAAGUGAGCGCUUGGGUGUUGCAAUUCAUCCCGCAUGCAAUACAUUAUGUUUAUUUAACAUGUUUAGGUGCAAGGGUCUUGGUGAGGUUUCUCGCUGAGACUCCUGACUCAAGCACCUCAAAGUUUACCACCUAAAUGCCACGCCAAUGAACUCGCGCAGAAAAUGAC